CUUAUUGUCAUCGUCCUUGUAACAUGAUGGUUCGCCCACCUCAAACUCAUCUCAUACGACAGCUUUCACGUUUGGCCAUAGGAAGCUGUCAAAGUGGGAUAUCUUCUUCGUCUUCUCAGCGUGCUUUUGCACAGAUCAGAACUUUGUCCAGUACUGCAAAAAAAUCGGCUGAAUCUAUUGAAUCUUUCGCUUCCUUCAGCAUUGGCUCUUUACAACCCCUUUUACCAAAAAAGCAAAGAAAGCGUCUUGGCCGUGGACAAGGAAGCGGUCGUGGUGGAACUUCAACAAAAGGUCACAAAGGUCAAAAAGCAAGAGCAGGUAAUGGUAAGCCUACACCUGGAUUCGAAGGUGGUCAAACACCCAUUAUGCGAAGGUUUCCCAAACGUGGAUUUACCAAUUCGUUCGCAAAAGAGUAUGUUCCUUUGAGCGUUGGUCGUAUUCAAGACUGGAUCGAUCAAGGUCGUUUAGACCCAAGCCAACCAAUCACCGCACGCGAGCUUCUAGAAAGCUCAUGCGUUCAUUCAUGCAAGGAUGGUAUAAAAUUAUUGGCAGGUAUGACGAAUAAGGUGCGCACACCUAUCCAUUUGAUCGUUUCUCGUUCUUCAUCAACAGCCAUAAAUAUUGUCGAAGCUGCUGGUGGCUCAAUCGUGUGCAAAUAUUAUACGCCCACUACAUUGCAAGCUUUGAUCAAGCCACAUAAAUAUCUCGACCGCUUGCCACCUCGCGAUGCUGUGCCGAUCAACAAGAGAGAAUUGCUAUAUUACGCAAGCAAGGCAAGGAGAGGUUACCUUGCAGAUCGUGUUCCUGAUGUCAGGAUGCCAAAAGUGACCGGCAAGCCAAAGGAUAAAGCUCUCGAAGCUGCUUCUAAUGACUCUCAAUCGGUCGUUGAGGCAAAUGCUAUCUAACUGUGUACUCAUAAUUAAUAGAUUGAAUUAUUACGUAUUUCAGAGUCUGUGCUCUCCUCUUCCUCUAUCGCAUGAAGGAUACGUGAGAAUUCGAGAUAGAUUUAUUUCGAUUGCUAUAAUGUACAAUGUGCUGCUGCGAGUUAAAAGUUGAAUCAAUAACUAUCCCCUUCUUGACCUUCUGCUGAGAAGCCAUACACUUUGCGAAGGACGUCGGCUUUUCGCUUUUCAUAUUGCGAUCUAGAAACUUGCUCUGAUGGCGUUUUUGAGAUUGCUGUCGGUAUUUCA
Meira miltonrushii is the source of this 1190-nucleotide messenger RNA. RefSeq names its product ribosomal protein L15. The record is from RefSeq and is a predicted model, not a curated record. Gene Ontology annotation, cellular component: mitochondrial large ribosomal subunit. Gene Ontology annotation, molecular function: structural constituent of ribosome. The coding region runs from base 27 to 905 and encodes 292 amino acids. The transcript has a single exon. Gene Ontology annotation, biological process: translation. NCBI's taxonomy places the organism in Eukaryota, Fungi, Basidiomycota, Exobasidiomycetes, Exobasidiales, Brachybasidiaceae.